This is a messenger RNA of Scleropages formosus (Asian bonytongue), 2985 nucleotides long. RefSeq names its product FKBP prolyl isomerase like (gene fkbpl). Bases 699 to 2015 code for a protein of 438 amino acids. NCBI's taxonomy places the organism in Eukaryota, Metazoa, Chordata, Actinopteri, Osteoglossiformes, Osteoglossidae. The record is from RefSeq and is a predicted model, not a curated record. The transcript has 3 exons. Gene Ontology annotation, molecular function: protein binding.
AAGUGCCAGCGCGUGCGGCUGUUCGUCCGUCGACAGGUAAACCUACGGCUUGCAAAAUGACGUUUGCAGAUUCUUGUGGUUCCGGUGUGCGACCAAUACUUUAAUAUGGUGAUCCCAGCCAGCAAAUGCUUAUAAGUUUGCUUUUCAUUGCUAACGAUGGCUAGUUGGGGUAGCUAACUCAUGUUACUACCACCAGAGUAUAUAUAUAAACUUGGUGCCGAGCAACAAUAGUUAUGCUGCGUGUUCUGUAAGUUGGCGGUACAUCAUCAUGUCACGUGGGGCUUGAGGAGAAAUUACAGAGCUGUACAAAUCAUGGAUAAAUAAAUUGUCAGUACCUUAAAAUUGUAAGUCGCUUUGGAGGGAAGCAUCAGCUAAAUUAAUAAAUGUGAACAACAAUACCCAGAAUGCAAUGCGGACCUGGAAAGCCCCCCUUAACUUAAGGAUGGAACCUGGUAGAACUUGUAUGCUAUGCUAUAUACACUUCACUGAUACAGUACUCGCUGACACUGACGGGCAUGUUACGGGAAAUGUGUGGAAGCAGCACGGUAUUUUUGCUCUUAUUUACAUGUAACCUGGCAGGUAAGACAAACUGUGCUGCGCCGUGGCCUCACACCUGACCUCCUGGGCUGUGUUUAUCUGCAUGUCUGCAUCAUUGCUCCCCAUGGAAAAGAAUUGCCAGAGGAAUUGAAAAAUCAGCGAUGAAGACAGUGCAUCAAGAAGAGAAAGGAGACAUCCCCAUCAGCAGCGAUGUCACUUCCUGGGUCUCAGUGUGUCCGAGUGGCCUGUUGGAAGUGGUUAGGCGGAGGACGCAGGAGAGGGGGAGAGGUGAUCAGUGUCCCAAGAUGGGUUCAAUCUGCAGAGUCCGGGUGCAACCCAAAACUGAUAAUUCAGAUGUGCAGAAGUCUGUCUGCGUAGUAGAAUCUGACACAGUGGCUGACACCCAAGGUGCAAUACAGACACCCUCCUAUCCACGCUCUCAGACCUCGUUACUCCAGAUUCCAGUGAGUCAAUGGGUCUCCCUGCGAAUGGGAGGAGGCCAAUGUGAUGUCGUUGAAACCUGCAUCGAAGGAAUGAAGGCUGGAGAGAGCUGUGAGCUGUCAGUUUCUACCUUGAAAGGCAGUUCCAUACAUGAGUCAGGAAGGACACAGCUAGGUGCUUGCUGUGCACUGGGACAAGUGGAGGCAGAGAAGCAGAAUGCGCAAGUGCAGGAGUUAACCGGCAAGGGUGAGCUGUUGGAAAACACGCAGAACCCCAGUGAUCCUCAGGUUUUCCUGUUGGAGCUUCAUUCCUUCACUCCUGGCAAAGAAUCAUGGGAGAUGUCUCCUGGGGAGAAGUGGACCUGGGUGAAGAACUACAGAGAAUGUGGAGGGGUCAGAUUUCAUGCAGGGGAUGUGUGGGGAGCGGCAGACUGCUACAGCCGAGCCCUAAAGCUGCUUUUCACCUUGAAAGACGAGAAAAAGGGAAAAGUGGAAGAGAGGAAAAGGGGGAUGGAAAGGAUUGCAGAGGAAGAAAGGGUGACUGAAGAAGAAAGUGAUACAAAUGGAGAAAGCAGAAUCGAUUUAGAUGGACAAAGAACAAAAGAUGAAGAGAAGAAAGAAAAAUUGCAAGAAAAAGGGGCAGAACUCCCAGUGAACUCCCCUGCAAACAGUGAAAAAGUAGCUCAGUUAUGGCCAGUACAGGAAUGCAUCCCAUCAGAAGAAGAAUACAAGACAUUUAGAUCAGAACUCCACUCCAAUCUGUCUUUGUGUCAGCUCAGGUUAGGCUUGCCAGAAAGGGCACGGCACAGCGGCAAAAGGGCUACUGAGCUGGACCCUAACAGCCCCAAGGCCUGGUACAGGCUGGGUCGGGCCUGCGUGCAAGUGGGUGAGCUGGGCAUGGCUCGUUCUGCUUUUAAGAAGGUCCUCGAGCUGCAGCCGGGGUCACAAUCAGCCUUAAAGGCUCUCAGAGAAGUGGGUGCGCGGGAGAAAGAAAUGGACAGCAAGCUUGGCCAAAGGCUCAGCAAAAUGUUCAGCUAAGGUCUUUCACUGUGGUACUGCAUGCUGCUGAGUGGGAAUGAACAGAAUCCCGUUGUGUAGAGUAGACAGAACAACAGACUGGGUAUAGACAAAACAACUACUAGUUACUAGUUACUGGAGUUGUUUUCGUGGUUGUACCUAACUGGGUCCAGUAGUGGCUUUUUGAGUUCUUUGCCUCUCUGUGUGUCUUUCUGUGUCGCUCACUGUCAUUAAUACUCCCAUUCCUGCUAUAGAGAAGAGUUUAAAAAGACAGUCAGGGAAACACGUUGCACAGGUUUGUGUGCUUCAGCCCACCUUCCCCCCCGGGCCUUGGUGCUGCUGUCAUCAUGUGUUUCCGCAGGUUAUUUAUUAACAAUAAUGUGAACGUCGUCAUACAGUAAAUGAUACAAGUAUAUAUUUUAAUGAUGAUUGUCAACGAGAUACCAGAGAUGUGAUGAGUAGGAAAUGGGGGGAGGCGUUAAAAUUGGUAACUGAGUAAUCACAGUAAAAUGAUCAGCAUGUCACUUCUGAAACAAAAAGGACAUGAUAUAGACAUUGAACUGGUCAUUUUGUACUAUUGCUCAAGGGUUUUAACUGGAACUGAUUAGUAUCACUGCAUGCAAAGAACCUGUAAAACUUUAACUAUUACACGUUGAACAAAUUAAAACGGAGAAAUACCGACAUUUGUCAAUUACCACACAAGUGUACAAUUUUAAUAUUUUAACCAUUUCGGUUUGACUAGUGAGCAAUUUUCAGAGUAGUUCAGCAAAGUAGAUGCCAGUGAUAACAGGUAAGUAGAAAUGACCUAUUUCUUAGAGACCUCAUAAUAAAUAAUGCAAAAUGUGCAUUUCAGCUAAACCAAAAUCAAAGGUAGACAUCAGUUCCAUAGACAGUUGUGAAAAAGAAAGCACAGCCUCUUUCAAUUGUAUGGUUUUAUGUAUAAAGACUUAAAAAAUAUAUAUAUCACCUGGUCCUGAAAUUGCGGUACAGU